Cordyceps fumosorosea ARSEF 2679 is the source of this 1161-nucleotide messenger RNA. RefSeq names its product short chain dehydrogenase/reductase family protein. NCBI's taxonomy places the organism in Eukaryota, Fungi, Ascomycota, Sordariomycetes, Hypocreales, Cordycipitaceae. The coding region runs from base 1 to 1161 and encodes 386 amino acids. The transcript is spliced from 2 exons. The record is from RefSeq and is a predicted model, not a curated record.
AUGGCUGACAGCUCGCCGCCUCCUGCAGCCACGCACAACUCGCCUCGAACAUGGCUCCUGACCGCUGCUUGCUCGCCACUUGCGGUGCGCCUCAUCCGACAGCUUCUCACUCACGGUGACUAUGUUGUCGCAUGCUUGCCUCCUCAUGAAAUCGAAGACGACGAUCGAAGUGCCGAAUUUCGCGACCUCAUCAGCGAGUGCAAAAGUACCAGAAAGGAUCGUGAAGGUUGGAGGAACCGCAUCAGUCCCAUACGAUGUGAUGGGCGCGCAAUUAGCGGCUGUGGUGCCGCUAUUGACGAGGCCGUGCAGGUUUUUGGCCGAAUUGAUAUUCUCCUUUGCUGCAAGUCAGAAGCCGUGAUCGGAACCGUCGAAGAGCUUUCUAAUAGCCCCGGCACCCAAAACCUCGUCCGCGACCAAUUCGAAACCAUCUUCUUCUCGCAGGUCAACUUUAUCAAGGCAGUGCUGCCUGUAUUUCGAGCCCAGCACACCGGUCACAUCAUAGCCUUGACUAGCAUCGGAGGCCAUAUUGGCACUCCUGGCAUGUCAAUCUACACUGCGGCCACAUGGGCGUUGGAAGGGUUUUGCGAUUCGCUGGCGUACGAAGUUGCACCGUUCAACGUCAAGGUGACGAUUGUGCAGCCGAACAAGGAGAUUCAAUCUCUGACCAAUCGCAUCACGUUUGCACCACAAAUCGCAGCGUAUGCACCAAACUACAAUCCGGCACCGAGUGUUCGCGACAUGUUAGUCAAUGUGCUCAACGCAAACCCCAGUACUAUUGUACCUCCUACUCUCGAGGCACCAGACUCGCCAACCACGCCUGAGAAUGACUUGCAAUCCAUCUCGCUGGAACCGGAUGCUGGCGUCGGCGAGAUUCUUCAUCGGUAUCCAGCGCUGCCGCACGCUGCUCUGGACAAGCUGGUCGCCGAGACGGUCCACGCUUUGACAGCGAUCGGUGGGCAUGAAAAUCCGCCGUCACGACACAUUGUAGGGACAGAAGGUGCUUCCGCGGUGCAGGAGAAGCUCAAGACGGUGGUGGAGGAGAUGGAAGACUUCGUAGAUGCGAGUCUUGCUGUUGAUAUUUUCGACAGCGAGCUGAACAAGGAAGCGCGUGAACGGAAGAUGACAAUUGAAUCGCAAGAUCAAAGGCCCUCAUCUGCGUAA